AUGCCCGAUACCGCUCUUCCCUCUACAGUCAAAGAUGAUGGAGAUGAAGCACCACUUGGAUUUGAAUCUAUCUUAGAAGAAAUCCAAGAGUCCUUUGCUCAUGCUAAAGAUGGCCAGAUUCAGGAAAGAGUAUUUCGAAAUACAUUCGAGUACGUAAAAAGGAAUACCCCUAGUAGACAUUGGUUCUGUGAUAAGUAUAUGUCACCUGUUGUGUUGCACCUUAUGAUAGUAUUUUCAUUUCCUCUAAAUGAUCCACAGAUAUGGAUUAGAGAGAAGAUAGAGGAAAACUGUCAUAACUGUGAACUAUGUACUCUUGAAUAUCACAAGCUAAAGGUAAUAUUAAGAAAUAGACUUUUAUUUGAACAAAAAAUUCCCGUUGUACAAGUGGAUAAGUUUAUGAAUAUCAUUAACACUUGGGAAGCUGACUCUGCUGCUAAAGUUUUAAUUCCGUAUGUGACAAAUAAGAAACAUGAAGAUGUUAGCAGCAAUCAUUCCGAAGUAGAUACGGACGUUCAAUUUGCCUUGAUGUCAUGUAUUUUAAAUCCAAAUAUAAUGAGAAUAAAUCUUGAAGUAAAGAAGUGCAUAUCCAAUAUCUUUGCAAGCAAAAUUGCUCUUCCACAACCAUCGCUGCUAGUUGCUGGUAUAGUGUAUUUCCUCUUUCAAGGUACAACAGAAGAGGUGAACUGGGCAAAUCUGAUAUGCGCUACGAUACCAAAGCUUCAUUCGGACAAUCAAGAGACUGUGACUAUACCUCCAUUCUUGGAAGAGUUUAAAAUUUGGUUCUAUCAAAUCCAGAAUGCAAAACAUUUCAGUAACGAAAGUUGCAUAAAAUUUUGGGACAAUUUUCUCCUCUUGGAGAAUAUGAUCAGUAACCAGUUGCUAAUUCUGGACUUUAACUCACCUCAAGAUCUCGAGCUAGCUUCUAUUCACCAGAACCUAAGGCUCUAUCCUCUAGUUAGAGUUUUAUUGAACCACAUAAUGGCAGGUUUGAAUGAACCUCUACCAGUAUUAUUUAAGGCGUUCCAUGUGUAUUUAACUAGACUAGGUACAGAAUUUUGGUCAUUUGCUCCUUAUUACACUUUCAAUAACAUUAUAGAUACGAUUUUGCUGAAUCCAAAUUUAAUGAGCUUUAUGCAAAGCAACUCGGCGUACAGAAAUGAUGAUAUACUUUUAUGGAUAGAACCAUUUAUGAAGUCAUUAUAUGGACCUCAACAUCAAAGUGCUGGAGUUAGAUUGGGGCAAUUUUUGGUGCAACAAAAGGGAUUUAACAAUGAAAUUGCUUGUAAUUUGGGAUGCGAAUUGCUCUUGCAAUGUAUCAAGGGAAAGCAUCCUCCAACAAUUGGAACUGCGAGCUAUACAUCUGACACUCUAUUGAGAAGAGAUUGCAGAGCAGCAAUUGACAAUAUGUCAAGAAUCAUUGUCAACAACUGCUACCCACGGUUCUCAGCGGCAAUGCAACUUAUUUGCUCUUCAAUCAACUACGACAUAUCGAGUUUGGGUCACCAUUCGAAUCUUUUGCGAAGUGGGACAAUACCAAGAUCAUUUGAUACAUUCCCCUUACUUUGGAUUGAGCUAUUAAAAUUAGACAAUCGUGAUAUAAAUAUUCUUGUGGGUGUGAUAGAGGCAUUUAAGUUUGUUAGAACUAUAAUCAGAUUUGAGGCAAAGAAAAACAACGAAACUAUAGAUAAACAGCUAGGAACUGCUCUUAUUCAGCAUAACAAGAAUGUUGAUAGUAUAUUAGAAUUUGUGGGCAAAUGGUUAGACAAAACUAUCUUAAUGGAGCCUCUGAUUGUGGAACAGGGUCUCUUUCUGGACGAUGCUUAUAGUGAACUUUCCGAAAGCUAUUGGUCUUGUAUUUUUUCACCUCAGACAAACCAAGCUGCUGUAGAUAUUUUGUAUCACGUCUUUGAAGAAGAUGGAGGUAGAUUGGAAUCUAUGCGCUCAUUAUUUAAACGAGUCAAUUUGAAAUACACUUUGAAUGCUAUAAAUUGCAGUUUGUCAACUUUGACUACACUAGAAGCAUUUGAACCAUCUCCUAAGGCAGUCAGAAUAUUGAUGGAUGUUAUGGAUGCUUUAACGGAUCCUUUAUAUGGAGUUUUAAUCUCCUAUAAAGGAGACUUGGGAAUUGAAGAAUUUAACUUAUUCUGGAAGUAUUCCUGGAAAUUUCUUACUAUGAUCUAUAAGGGGGCUUUGGUGUGGGCAAAUCAAUAUCACAUCGAAAUGCUUAUAGAAUUUACUCGAGACACACUUGACUUGAGUAGAAGAUUGUUAGAUUCAUAUUCAAUGAUUUCAGAAUUGGUCAAAGAGGAAAGUCUUGCUUCCGAUUUUAUGGAUGCAAUGCAGUAUGUAAUUGUUUGGCUAAGAUUAGGAGAUGUGUCCUUGUUGAAUUCGUGUGUUGAUCUUGUGUUUAAAGCGUUGGAUUUAUCACUGGAGCUGAAAUUUUCAGUAAAUAAAGAUUUUUUGAUCAACUUUACGAAAUAUGGUGCUAAAGCUAAGAAAUUUAACAAUAAACUUUCCGAAAUCCAAAGGUUACAAAUAUUAGCCAAAGCAAGAGAAUAUGAUGACGGAUUGGUGGAUGAAAUUAUAUGGGAAGUUCAAGAGCAAAGGCAAAAGUCGAAGGCAGCGAGUACCAUCGCAACAGACACUCCUUCAUUGACAAAUCAAAAGACACCAAUUCAACAAGAGGGUGCAAUCUAUAAAUAUCAAUCUCACUUGAAGCAGCCUAGACAGCAAACUCUAGGACGAUUUGGUGUUGUCACAAAAGAGCCUAUUCUUGCACCGGCGACACAAUCUAAAAACUUUCAAUCAAAUUCAAUUGAAUCCAUAAGAAAAUCAUUGCAACAGACUAGAAAACCAGGUGAGACUGCCAAUAGAGCUAAUACAUUACUGCCGACAGUAGCACCCGCACUCCCAAGACCAGCGGGAUUUAAUUCUAAGGGUGCUACAGUAGUAGGAAGGUCCUUAAAUACGCUCAAAAAAGCAAAAAAGUCUUCUGAUUCAGACUCUUCGGAAGAAGAGGACGAAGAGAGUCAAGGAAAUGGAGUAGACUUUUCAGAUUUAUUCGUAGAAAAGAGAAAAAAAGCAAAGGUAGUUGAAGUUGACUUAUCAGGUCGCCCAAUAUUAUCAAAACAUGCCUCAAGUUUAAGUAAGCAAUUAAGCGAUAAGCGCAAGGAAGAGGAAAGAAUGAGAAUGAGAUUAAACGUUAAUUUGAAACCUCUCUAUUUAACUAUUUUGAAAUGGAAUUAUAAUUCUAUUAGUGAAUUUCCUACCAAAGAAACUGACUUUUAUCGGGCGACAAAAGAUACUUAUGCAGAUGCCAAGGAUUAUAUCAAGACAACCGAGCCUUUAUUAAUGCUCGAAUGCUGGCAAGGAAUUCAGUCGACGAAACAAACCGGUAACGAGAUACCCUUUGAACUUUCCAUUGGGAGCAGAACACUGUGUGAUGGUUUCUUUGAUGUUUAUGCUUCCAUUAGAAAGGAUGUCCUCCAAGAAAGAAAAAUUGGAGACUCCGAUUUGUUAGUUUUGGGCCACUUGGAAGGACAAGAAGGAACUAAUACUGCCAAGGGCGCGAUUGCAUAUCUUAAGAAUCAGUCUAGUAUCACUUGCUUAGCUAAGGUAAGAGAAAUUAAACUGGCAAAUAUUGAUUUUGCCGACAUAACAAUCCGAGUUUACCCGCAAGGUUCAAUGAUGGGUGUUUUAACUCCCAAAAGUGUGGUAACUGGAAUGAAGGUUAUGCAAAUGAUAACAAUCGAAAGAGAGUAUUCUUCAUUGAAAGGAGUAGAAUAUUAUGAUUUGGCUGAUAGAAUAUUUCAAGCAAAGCCUGAAGAGCCUAUUGAAGUUAGCGAGAAAGAAUCACUUGAAAUGGAAAAGGUUUACGGCGUGAAUAAAUCGCAAGCUAGGGCCAUCAUAGGAACAUAUGGAAGGGAAGGAUUUUCUUUGAUCCAAGGUCCACCAGGUACAGGUAAGACGAAGACGAUUUUGGGAAUAGUAGGCUAUUAUUUAAGUAAAGGAGAAAACGAUGGUGCAAUUAGAAUUGAAAAGGAAGAAAAUUCGAAGGGAGAAGGAACUGGCCCAAAGAUUUUAGUUUGUGCUCCAUCAAAUGCUGCAGUUGAUGAGCUUGUACUUCGUUUAAGGAGUGGAGUUCAGAAUCAUAAAGGUGAAUCCAUUUCUCCAAGAGUAGUCAGAAUGGGUAGGAGUGAUGCUAUUAAUGCAUCUGUGAGAGACCUUACAUUGGAAGAAUUAGUCGAUAAAGAAUUGCAAGCAAAACAACAGGAAAGUACUACCUCAAAUGAUCCAAAAAUUCGUGAAGAGCACACAAAAUGCAUUUCUGAAAGAAAUAUGUUAAGGGAGAGAUUGAGUAGCCCAGACUUGAAACCAGAUGAGAUACUGAAACUAGAGGAACAAAUGCGAGACGUUAAUAAGAGGAGAAAUGAGUUAGGAAAGAAAUUGGAUGAACAAAGAGAACGUGUAUCAAUUGCGUACCGUACUAGAGAAAUUGAAAGGAGACAGAUCCAGGCAAGAAUUUUGAAUAAAGCACAAAUUAUUUGCUCAACUUUGUCAGGAUCUGCUCAUGAUUUCCUUGCAGCCCUAUCUAUUAAGUUCGAUCAGGUAAUUAUAGAUGAAGCUUGUCAAUGUGUUGAAUUAUCAGCAAUUAUCCCAUUGAGGUAUGGAUGUAAAAAGUGCAUCAUGGUUGGUGAUCCUAAUCAAUUGCCUCCUACCGUUUUAUCACAGAAGGCUGCCUCCUUAAAUUAUGAGCAAUCUUUAUUUGUAAGAAUGCAAAAGCUUCAUCCUAACUCCGUUUAUUUGUUGGACGUACAGUAUCGUAUGCAUCCUGAUAUUUCAUUAUUCCCAAGUCGAGAAUUCUAUGGUGGUAAAUUGCACGAUGGGCCCGCAAUGGAUGUCAAAAAUUCUAGAGAAUGGCAUAAGGUAUUUCCUCUUUCUCCAUACAGAUUCUUCGAUGUAGUUGGUAGACACCAACAGAAUUCGCAAUCUAAAUCUUUAUUUAAUCAAUCAGAGGCCCAAAUAGUUCUAGAGAUGGUGGAAAAGUUGAUGCAGAUGCUUCCUCAGAAAUCAUUUGGGGGGAGAAUUGGUGUCAUAUCCCCUUACAAAGAACAAAUUAGAACGUUGAAGAAUCUAUUCAGAAAUAAAUACGGAAUUGGAAUCCUAAAUGAAAUUGAUUUCAACACAGUUGAUGGAUAUCAAGGACAAGAAAAGGAAAUUAUUAUCAUGUCAUGUGUUAGGGCCAGCUCGACUGGUAAUGUUGGAUUUUUAAGUGAUGUUCGAAGAAUGAAUGUUGCAUUGACAAGAGCAAGGACAUCUCUAUGGAUCCUCGGGAACAAGGAGUCGUUGAUGCGAAAUAAUGUUUGGAACCAUCUUAUUAAGAAUGCCGAAGACAGAAGCCAAGUUACGACUGCCUAUCCUGGAUUUAUGAAAAAUCUAGGCAAUGGAACAAUUCCUAAAUUUGCUAAGCAAAUAAGAAAGGAUUCAAGUGGACCAACCCAAGAUGAGUUAGUGGAAGAUGAACCAAGAAAUUCGUCAACCAAUCAAUUGCUGAACUCCAAUUCAAUUCAGCCGUCCAGCAAGGGCGAACUUCCACCCCAAAAAGUUAACCAAAAUAGGGAAAAUAAAAUUCAACCUACGAAGUCAAACAUCUUUGAGCCUUCAACAGAUUUAAAUACAGUCAAACUGUCCAGAAAUCAUAAAAUUAAAGUAGUUCACACGAAUGAAAAUGCUAAAUCCUUGUCGACAACGGUACUUGACCCAAAACCUUCAAAUUCUGGAGUUAUUCAAAAGGCAUCCCCUAACUUACCAGUAAAGCCAUCUGCUCCUCCAAGUAGCACUAAUCCUACUAAUUCGGGCACACUUCCGCCCAGAAAAAGACAGGAGCCCUCUAUAUUUUUGCAAUCCAACCGGAAGAAGAAGAGGCGCCCUCAACCAUAA
Molecule: messenger RNA, 5940 nt
Organism: Dujonia railenensis
Lineage: Eukaryota; Fungi; Ascomycota; Pichiomycetes; Serinales; Debaryomycetaceae
Source: the annotation of a GenBank genome assembly